This is a messenger RNA of Psylliodes chrysocephalus, 2178 nucleotides long. Lineage: Eukaryota; Metazoa; Arthropoda; Insecta; Coleoptera; Chrysomelidae. The record is from the annotation of a GenBank genome assembly.
UGACAAUGACAUAUGACAUGAUUAUAACAUAACCUAACAUAACAUUCUGCUAUUUCUUACCUGCCAAACAAAUUUGUAUUAAAUAUUUUAAUAAAAGACUUCCUCCAUGAACAUACUCGAGUAAUGGAACGCUGAUUAAUUUAUUAAGAUAGCUACUUUUAGUGUAGUUUUUGUAGUGACUUAUUUUGUGUGUGAAUAGCUACUUUUAGUGUAGUUUUUGUAUAUAGUGACUUAUUUUGUGGGUGCAUUUAAAUAGAUUUAAAAUGGACAAAUUAAGUGACUAUGCUAAAGGGUUAGCAAAGACUUCUUUAGAAGGGGCCAUAUCGUAUAGUGACAAAAUUAAGGGACUGAACCUUGAUCCCUAUACCUUAACUGAUGCAGAUUUAGACUUUGAAGUUGAGGCUAUCCCACCCAUUUCAAAUAUGGAUAUUGUCAUCUAUUUGGUUUUAACCAAUAGCUAUUAUACAGAAAAGCAGAUGAAGGCCUAUAAAAGUUUAACUCCUUACAAAUAUUUUGAAGCUGGCUUUGUUGAAAAAGUUGGAGUGAAGCAAGUAAAUGGAUAUAUGCUGUUAGUGGGUAAAGUACAGCCUCCGGUACAGCAUUCUAUGCAUGGAAGAGAACCUGAACUUCAUGUUUGGAUUAUUACUGAGAGGGAUGGUGGAAUUUGUACAGCUCAUUGUACAUGUAUGACUAAACUUGGUGAAGUCUGUAACCAUAUAGCAGCAGUUUUAUAUGCAGUAGAACAUGUGACAAAUUUGAAAAAUUCAACUUCAUGUAUUACUGAUAUAAAAUCUACCUGGCCAGUUCCUUUCCAAAGUGGUUUGCAACCAGUACCCAUUCGAUUGAUGGAUUGGGGACCGAAAAAAAGUCCUUCAAUUAAAGUUGAUGUAAAACCCAUGACAAAUGAUGAAAUGUGUUCAUUAUUAAGAAAAAUUCAAGACUGUGGGUACGAAUCUGCUUUAAUGAGAAUUGUUGAGCCAUUUGCAAGUGAAAUUGCCAAUUCUUCAAAAAAGACAAACAAUUUACAAUAAAUUUCGUAGAAAUACAAUAAAAAUUUCUUAUUUUUGUUUAUGUUAUAUAAAAAAAUAUUCUUGCAAUCUCAAAUAUUAAUGGUUCAAUAAAAAAGUUAAUUACACUUAGAUGAAACAACUGUAUGUGCCAUGCAGGGGUUUUACUUUUUUUAAUGCUGUAUCUAGGGUUUCCGAGGUCAAUAUUACAAUUAUUGUGAGCAUGGUUGGCCAAUAUAUAGUAUGGUUUUUAUUGCUAAUAUAAAUAUAUUCAAUAUUUAAAUAUCCCAUGCAUUUUUUUGGCAGUUCUGUAGCUCUACGUCAUUUAUGCACCAGCCGCCACAGCAUAUAUGUCAAAACUAUUGAUUGGAAUUAGAAUAAAUUAUAAGCAACUGCUCCAUAAGUUAAACUUUCACAUGUGUCACUUAAAAUUUAUUUACAUACAGAAAACGAUAUUUCAACAUCAACGGACGUCACGGGGUCAGGUCAUAUAUCAAGUUGCUUAGUUUUUCAAAGAUGACACAUUUAUGUUUUCUUAAGCAAAAUCUACUUUUUAAAAGAUACACAAGUCUACAGACAGUAGGAAAACCAGCAUUAUUAGUUGAAACCAUUUCCAAUUUAGUCCUUAUACAAUCAGUAAUGGUUCCUGACAAUUGGAAAAUGAUAUGGUGGAGAUCACCAAUAAAUUCCAAUUCCGGAAACUCGUUUAUCCACCGAUCUGCUGUCGAACGAGAUGCAUUUUUCUGUGACAUUUUCACAAUAUUUGAAAAAAUAUAAUGUGUCACUUGAAUUCUGAGUUUUAUAAACAAAAUUAAACCAGAAACAUAAACUGAUCCCCUUUUGUGUUUGACAAACCAUGACAUCAGUAACAGGAGGUGUGGAUACAUAUUUAACACUUUAUCGAAGAAGUAGAUUAGAAAAAUUAUAAUCUAGGGUUUACUAUUUAGUAUCUGCUGAUGUUGGGUCAACUUUGGUUUAGCUGAAAUCUGUUAGAUCGCAACUGUUUCAUUAUCAAUUAUACACAGAGCAAUUAUAGAAUUCUGACAUCAAAAUAUGAGUAUGAAGAUUGCCCAAAUGAACUUGGUAAAAUGUUGGUGGUUCACCAUUUACAAGGUGGUAAAUUUUAAAUAUUUUAUGGUAAUAAUGAUAAAGGGUGUAACAAUAAAUCAAC